AUGGCCGUGGCAACUCAGAAGAUGCCCAAGACACCUACCUCGGUCCAAGGGGGAAGUAUCAAGACAUACUACCAGAACAAGAUCGAAGCUGCCGAAUUGGAUAUAACUAAGAAAACUCAGAAUCUCAGACGUCUCGAAGCUCAACGAAAUGCUCUGAACACCAGAGUUCGUCUGUUGAGGGAGGAACUUCAAGUACUGCAAGAACCUGGAAGUUACGUUGGGGAGGUUGUCAAAGUGAUGGGUAAGAAGAAGGUAUUGGUAAAAGUUCAACCCGAAGGAAAAUAUGUUGUCGACUUCUCACCUGAUAUUCCCAUUUCCGCACUUACCCCCAACAUCCGAGUAGCUCUCCGAGCCGACUCCUACCUCCUUCAUUCAAUCUUACCUAACAAGAUCGAUCCCCUGGUCUCUCUGAUGAUGGUGGAGAAAGUUCCCGAUUCGACAUAUGAGAUGGUCGGUGGUCUAGAUAAACAAAUCAAAGAAAUUAAAGAAGUCAUCGAGUUACCUGUGAAACAUCCCGAACUAUUCGAAUCAUUAGGUAUAGCUCAACCCAAAGGUGUAUUACUCUAUGGUCCUCCAGGUACUGGUAAAACCCUUUUAGCGAGGGCUGUGGCGCACCAUACGGAUUGUAGAUUCAUUAGAGUAUCUGGAUCGGAAUUGGUACAGAAAUACAUAGGAGAAGGAUCAAGGAUGGUUAGAGAGUUGUUCGUGAUGGCUAGGGAACAUGCUCCGUCAAUUAUCUUCAUGGAUGAAAUUGAUUCGAUAGGAAGUUCGAGAGGUGGUGAAGGUGGUGGAGGAGGUGAUUCAGAAGUUCAAAGGACUAUGAUGGAAUUGUUGAAUCAACUGGAUGGUUUUGAACCUACAAAGAAUAUCAAAGUCAUCAUGGCUACCAACCGAAUAGAUAUACUCGAUUCAGCUUUACUUCGACCAGGUCGUAUCGAUCGAAAGAUUGAAUUCCCACCUCCCAACCCCGAAGCGAGAAUUACUAUUCUUAAAAUCCAUUCGAGAAAGAUGUCAUUACAACGAGGAAUCAAUUUCCGAUCAUUAGCUGAGAAGAUGGGUCAUUGUUCAGGUGCUGAAGUCAGAGGUAUAUGUACUGAGGCUGGUAUGUACGCAUUAAGAGAAAGAAGACAAUAUGUAGGACAGGAAGAUUUCGAAAUGGCCGUUGCCAAGGUGUUGAAGAAGAAUGCGGAGAGUAAUAUGAGUGUCAAUAAGUUGUUCAGUUAA
This is a messenger RNA of Kwoniella botswanensis, 1224 nucleotides long. RefSeq names its product 26S protease regulatory subunit 8. The record is from RefSeq and is a predicted model, not a curated record. Gene Ontology annotation, biological process: proteasome-mediated ubiquitin-dependent protein catabolic process. Lineage: Eukaryota; Fungi; Basidiomycota; Tremellomycetes; Tremellales; Cryptococcaceae. The coding region runs from base 1 to 1224 and encodes 407 amino acids. Gene Ontology annotation, molecular function: ATP hydrolysis activity; proteasome-activating activity; ATP binding. Gene Ontology annotation, cellular component: proteasome regulatory particle, base subcomplex. The transcript has 7 exons.